AUGAAGUGGAUGUUCAAGGAGGACCACUCGCUGGAGCACAGAUGCGUGGAAUCCGCGAAGAUCCGAGCGAAAUAUCCCGACCGGGUUCCGGUGAUUGUGGAAAAAGUCUCAGGCUCUCAGAUUGUUGACAUUGACAAACGGAAGUAUCUGGUUCCAUCUGACAUCACUGUGGCUCAGUUCAUGUGGAUCAUCAGGAAAAGGAUCCAGCUUCCUUCUGAAAAGGCCAUCUUCCUGUUUGUGGAUAAGACAGUCCCACAGUCCAGCCUAACUAUGGGACAACUUUACGAUAAGGAAAAAGAUGAAGAUGGAUUCUUGUAUGUGGCCUACAGUGGAGAGAACACGUUUGGCUUCUGA
Pipistrellus nathusii (Nathusius's pipistrelle) is the source of this 354-nucleotide messenger RNA. The record is from the annotation of a GenBank genome assembly. Lineage: Eukaryota; Metazoa; Chordata; Mammalia; Chiroptera; Vespertilionidae.